Diaporthe batatas is the source of this 1768-nucleotide messenger RNA. RefSeq lists its product as uncharacterized. Bases 107 to 1726 code for a protein of 539 amino acids. The record is from RefSeq and is a predicted model, not a curated record. Gene Ontology annotation, molecular function: protein binding. NCBI's taxonomy places the organism in Eukaryota, Fungi, Ascomycota, Sordariomycetes, Diaporthales, Diaporthaceae. The transcript is spliced from 2 exons.
CUCAAAUCAAAGUCCUGCUGUCCAGCCCACGAAUGCACCAACGAUCCGCUUCUUGAAUGCUCAAAAUUCGACGGAACGCCUGCGAUCGCGGCAAAGGGGUGGCAGCAUGGGCCUUGUCAAGCUGCCCAACGAGCUGAUCCUGAUGCUCGACGAUUGGGCCGAUGUCCCGACUCUCGCUGCUCUUGCACGCACCUCUCGGCGGCUACAUGACCUCAUGAACCCCGUGCUUUACCGCCGCAGUGCCAAAGAACAACACUCGAGCGCUCUGCUGUGGGCUGCUGAGAAUGGGUUGGUCGAGACGGUGAAAUUAUGUCUCUCCCACGGAGCUGACAUCAACUUGCCCUUGUCCCUGCAGGAAGACGCUCAAGUGGGGGAUGUUCCGGCGUCAGGGACACCACUUCACUACGCAGUACGGCGAGGGCAUGACGAUCUCGUCGAGUACCUUCUCGACAAUGGCGCAGACCACCAGUGCUGGUGCACGCACCUGUGCGAGUGUGAAAUUCCAGUGAGCGCGGACAUCUUGCACGGGGUUAAGACUUGGACUUUCCACUGGUCUCCACUACACCUGGCGCUGUGUAAAGACCACACGUCGACCGCCAAAAUGCUCCUAGAACGGGGCGUCUCCUGCAAGAGGACACUCCAGGUGUCCUGGGGCCAUGGGCCGACGGCGAAGGAGCCAUACUCUACUACCUUUAAUGUGGUACAUGAGAUCGCCAUCCACAAGAGCGCGGAAGUUCUCGACUACAUGAUCGCCACGAACUACCCCUUGGGACCCCUGAGCGGCGUUCAGACUCUGAAUGGUAACACACCGCUUCACUAUCUCGCGAUCAAGCAUUCGCAGCAUUCGUUCACAAUUUUAUCCCAGCUUCUAAACACAGUAAGCCCUCGCCUCGACACAAAUAACGACAGCUUUCUCAGACCCAUCGAGUGCUUUAUCCAGGCGGGAGAUAUCGAAGCGGCACGCCUCCUUUUCUCGCUUGGCGCUCGCCCCUAUCAAAUAGACUCGUGCAUCCAGUCAGCGGCUCGGAUAAACAUCCGAGAGUCCGGCCAGCUGGGCCGCGACCGCAUGGAAAGGCGUAAUGAGCUUUUCCUUUGGCUCUUGGAUCAUGCUAUGGCUAAUUGUUUCCUCUUACGUGAUGUCAGCGAGAACUAUAUCAUCGCCGGUAGAUGGCAUCGUGUUUUCUUCGCCGCUUCCAAGCAGCCGGCCUUGCUACAAAGGCUCCUGGAUGAGGGGUUCAAGCCCUCCCUCUUGACUCGCGGUCACGGCUUGCUCACGGCAUUGGUUCAAUUCUUGACAAGGGUCAAAGGCCUGGAUAGCGAUCUGGCGCGCUCUUGCUGCGGGUCCAUAAGGCUGCUCACCCGGGCGGGCGAGCGGUGGGACGAGCGGACAACGACCACCAAUUCCAUUUCCACGACCCCUUUGGAGUAUCUUGUCAAGCACUGUGGCCACGUGGCUCGUGAGGUGCGAGAAACCUUGAUCGGUUGUCUCUUGGACACCCGGCCACCGGAAGAGACAGGGGCGGAGCGGGCGCACCUCGACAGCUUAUGCCAGUAUGCCUUGGGGCAGGGCGACACACAGACAUGUGAGGCCUUGAUCCGGCAUGUAGCUAAAAGCUCAAAUUCCUACAGGCGCUCGAAACCGGGACUUCAGGCCGAGACAAGUGCGACACGUACCUCUCCUAUCCGUACACGUUCGAGAUGUAAACGGACCAAGGAGACCACUUGACUGGAAUACAAUUGUACCUAGGGCUGUCCUCAUGGAAGAUAU